GUUUACCGUCGGUAUAUUUUACCUCAUUUAGUCCAUAACAUCAGGGCACGGUCGCUUUUCUCGCGACAUUGCGACUGUCCAUGAACUCGCGAAGUCGCUUCUCGCUCCAGCUGACUUGGACCCGCCGCCCAUUUGUGAUCAAUAAGCUUUAUCAAAUAUGAAGAUGUGGCACUCGCGGUUUGUGCUGUAUGAGUUUGUUGCCGCCAGCGCGCGCGCACACGUACGCACACACGGUCGCGCCUACAUGGUGUUCCUGAAUUGCUGCGCUCCGGGGGCUCAGCCCAAACACAACUGACGCGUCGCCUGCCUUGCCGCCUGUAACUGCUCACGCGCAGACGCUGUUUGGAGCACCAGAGUCGGCGGCAACGGCAGAAGCAGACGCGUCGGAAUCUCACACGUGCAGUAUGCGGAUUUGCCACAACGGUGCCAUGCUGGCCGAGGCCUUCGACGGCGUGCAGUGGGAGGAGGUGCCCCAGCAGGAAGGUGUCUACUCGCCUGUGGGGUCGGCGGCCUGGGCGCGGCUGGCACGGCAACUGCAGGGCUGCUUUCUGCAGGAGUUCCGCUGGCUUGACGCGGCGAAGACGCAACUGGCCGCCGUGACGUGGGACCAGCCGCCGCCCGGCUGCCAGCUGAUCGGCACGCGUGUCGUGCAGCUCGAAACGGCGGGCUCCAAGCAGCCAACCAGUAUAGGUGCAGGACGCCCGGACGGCGCGCCACGCCGCGCGGCACCGACACCAGCGCAGCAGCGCCAGCAGCAGCAGCAGGGAUCGCCGCUAUGCGCGGCGGUUGUGGCCGGCGGUGCCGCUGCUGCCGGUCGCGGUGGGAAGCAACGGCCAGACGCCACGGCGGCUGCCGCCGCGGCUGUUGCUGCCAUCGUUGACAGGGCCGCGGAGGAGCAGGAGGAGGACGGCGCGGCAUGGACUGCUGUUGGUGCUCACGGCGGCAAGCGCCCAGUACCCGCACCGGCAGCAGGGGUUUGGGCGGAGCAGCAGUUAGGAGAUCAGUGGCGCGUGGAGGCCAAGCGGAUUAAGCUAGAACCGACGUUAUCGACGGAGGCGCCCCAGCUAGGUGUCCCAAUGGACUACGAUGUCGGCGACCAGCGCCGGCACCAGCAGCAGCGCGGUCUGGGGCAACAGCAACAGCAGUUGGAGGCUGCAGGAACCGAUACCGGUGCUGCCGGCAGCGACGCCGCAGCUGCAACCUCUGCUGCUGGUGAUGAUGCUGGCACAGUGGAAGGGGUGGUUGCUGCUGCUGCCGGUCGCAGCGGGUCGCCGCAGCAACGGGCGCGUAGCGGCGGAUCCACCCGUGAACCGCAUAGCGACGGGUACCAUGGCAGUGGCAGCAGCGGCAGCAGCGACGAUGAUGCUGAAGAUGAUGACGAUAUGGAAGCGCUGGAGGCUGAGCAGCAAGAGUUGGAGCGAGAGGAGCAUCAGUGGGAGCAGCAACGGCGGCAGAAGCAGCGUCAGCAUGACGUCUUGGCGACCGGCGCAAGGGCGGCAGUCAUGGCAGCGGGUGGCACCGCCCCUGCAGCAGGCGGCGGUGGUGACAGCAGCAGCUGCAGCAGCAGGGAACUGGCGGCAUUGCUUGCUAUGCGAACGCGUGUGGGGGGUGCGGCGGUGACAGGCGGCGACACCAGCGAUGCACAGCGUCAGCUGCCGUCCUCACUCGCCGCCGCAGCUUUGCAGAGGCGGUCUGCGCCACAGGAAGAUGAAUCGUCAGAGGACCCCGGGCCAGGAGGGGGCAGCGGCCAGGCGACGCACCAGCAGCACCGGCAGCCGCCAAAACCGCUGACGCUGUAUCGGCUUUCAGGAACUGGUGACGAGCCGCCCAUCGUGGUGGACGCCAACAGCUGUGAUGCAGGGGGUGGGUUCACGCGGGAGCUGAGCGGUGCUGCAUUGCUGGACGAUAAACAGCAGCUGUGCCGGCUCGUGCACAUCCCGCUGCCUGGGUCGCUGCUAGAAGGCGGGGCCCGCGGGUCGCAGCAGCUGCGGCAGCAGAUGCUAAGGCUACUCUUGCAGCAACAGGAGCAGGAGGAGCAGCAGCAGCAGCAGGCGGCCUCUCGCGCGGCAGCAGCUGGGGCUGCAGGCUCGGUGGCUAAUGCAGCUGCCGCGUUGUUGGGGCUGCCCGCCGCAGCCGCUGUGCCGCAGCCGCAUGACACUUCAGCCCGCGAUCCACUUGUCACCACGCGAUCCACAACUCACGAUGCCAUUGCACUAGCAGCCGUGUCAGAAGCCGGCUCUGUUCAGGAGCAGCUGCAGCAGCGACUGCUGAGGCUGCUAGAGCAAGAGCAGCAACGACUUCCGCCUGACAGGCCCGCGCCGGCGGUUGCAAGAUCGCUGGGGCUACCCACGGCAGCGGCCGAGGCGCAACCGCUUGAUCGGCUGCAGCAGCAACAGGAGGGGCAGGGGCAGGGGCUCAUGAGGAGCAGCCUAACAGCCGCGGCAGCGGCCGACGUGCCUCCACGGCCACCGCAACUGCCGGCGGCAGUGCUGCAACAGCUGCUGCUUACGGCAGUGUCGGGCCAGCAGCCGCGACAGCAGCAGCAGCAGCAGCAGCAGCAGCUGGGCCAGGGCCAGCAGCAGAGGCCAGCAUUCACCUCUGGCGCCGCGGGAGGUAACGACCCAGCUGCCGCUACGGGCAGCGCGCUGGCUGCUGCCAUUCUGGGAUCCCGUGGGAUCAGCAGCAGCCGCGAUCUCUCAGCAGAGGUAGCCAAUGAUUCCCUGCGGCGGCCCUCUGGACCUGCGUUUGACCAGCAGGGCGGCGCGUCUGGGCCUGCGGCUUGUGCAAUCCAUCACGCCAGCGGCAGUCGGCAGCAGCUGCUGCAGGGAGUGGUAUCGCUGGGGUUGUCGGGACGGGCAUUGGGUACAAUGCCGCCGGCAACGGAUGAUGCACCCGGUAGCUUGCUGCAAUACCAGCAAGCAGGCCGCAGCACCCGUGGCGGUAGCCCCGCAGCUGGAGGGCAGCAGCAGCUACAGCCGCCGCCGUUUGCCGCAGCUGGUGAGGCAAUAGUCGCAGCAGCACGCGGAGCCGCUGCCGGAGGACCAUCGGGCCCUUCACCAGCUGUUAAUGCUGGCCGGUUCUCAAGCUCUGCCGCUGCCGUCUCGUAUGAUGGCGGAGGUGGUGCUGCUGCUGGAACACCCGUCAAACGCAAGCUACCGGACCCGGCACUUCUGGUCGCUCAGCUGCACGUGGGCCUGGGUCUUGUGGAUCCGCUGAAUCCGUUUGCCGCGGCCGGAGCCGGAGCCGUGCCCGAGGCCGGAGGUGCACUGGAGGCUGCGGCUGCGGCUCAGGAGGAGGUGGAGGAGUUGGAGGAGCCUACGAGUGAGCUGCUCAUUCGCACGCUUCCCUGGAUCAGCAUGCAUGUGGCCCGGAGCUGGUACCCUGGCAGCUGCGAGGGUCCGGAGUACGUGCCGUUCCCCAUCAUUGUGGCCGUUGAGCUGGACGGCGUGUUGCUUUCCAGCAGGUACCCCGCGCACCUCAAGCCCUAUCCCUGCAACAACUCCGUUUUCGUGCCCGGGCUGCCCGUGAAAAUGGUGAAGGGGCUGCUCCGCGUGGGCUGGCGGCGGCUGCGAGACCGAACUUUGGUCUUGCAGGUGCGCACGCCGAGCGGUCCGCCGAUGCAGGGCUACAAGGGCUGAGCCCAAUCGCGCAAGCACAAUCACGCACUGAGGACAUGGCUUCAUAGCAGUGUGGCUACUCCUGUCGCACUGCUGAUUGGUCGUGUGCGUAGUGUGCGUGCGUGUGUCAAAGAGUCGUGCCAAUUAAUGAAAGUCGGAUCUUGGGAUAGCAUCCGUACAUGCAAUACGCAUUACUGCGGUCGGUUGAGAUCGCAUUUAUAGCAGCGGAGGCAUAGAUUUCCGCGGAUGGCAGGGACCCUGUUGCGCCAUCCCCCCUGCGAAGCCUGAACGUCCUCGCCAUGCCACGGUAACGAUUGAGUUUCUCGAUACAGAUGUAGUAGCAGAUGGAGGGAAUCGGGUUUCGCGGAUGGCAGGGACCCUGUUGCACGCAUAGUUCCUGAGGGCUCGAAGCAGAUGUGUAUGUCUCGCGGGUCUCACAUAACCGCAUUACUUGCAUACGCCCUGCUUCUCAUGAAGCCUCAUGAAGCUGCUGCGCCCGCUCUGCCAGCCUUUGGUAUAUUAAAUGGCGUGCGGUCGUGGCACGGCUGCAGCUGUGCAUGUGCGUGUAUCGAAUUGCUAGGCUAACAGCAACGUGCGUGCUUGCGGCCAGCUGUGCAUCCUGUAGGUCAUGCCAGUUAUUGUUUGCCCACGUAUUAUGGGCUACUUGACUUGGCGGAUUCGAUGCUACAAUGACCUUCGCGGCUGGCAGUAAAGACAUGUAUGCAAGUUUAAACGGACGGGCGGGCAGUUCAAUUUCUCGAUUGGUGGAGUAGCGUCAAGGCAUGAGAGGCGCCCACAUGUCGCUCAAAUGGUGCGGGGGCUAUUUUGGUCUCCCUGCCGGCGCACAAAGGUAGGGACGCUAAGGACGUACGCUGUCGGAUGUAUCGACGGAGGCAUGUGCGGUUUUCAUACAUUUCAUGAGCGAGGAAUGUGCGCUCUUCCCGCAUGUGGAUGGGCUCAACUCAUGCGCACUUAAGAAAGGCAAGUGAGGUACGCACCCAGGGAGAGAUAAUUAGUGCUGUGGCGUACCGCAAUGAUAGUUGCAUAACAUACAGGACAUUGCUGGAGCCUGGGGGUGCCGUACAGAUGUAAGCGUCAUGGUAUUGUGCUGCGCUGGGCAGAACUUGAGCAGACGCAGAUUCCCAUUGCACCGUGCGGGGCACUGGUCUAUAUGUUUUGCGUAAGUGUGUUGCUUCAUUUGCCAGCAGGCAGGGGGCAGGGAGCAGGCUGAGAACAUGAUGUUGUACGGCCUCAAUUUACACGAGUGUGAGACCCAUGCUGGUGGGGGCUGGGCACAUCGCUCGUGUGCAAGCAGUUGAUGUAACCAGGUGCGUGUGCUGUGCAGGUCUGAAUGGAUUUGUGGCAGUCUGGAUUGACACGGCUGGAUUGCAUGGGCAGCAGAUAGGACAGAAUGGAGGCAUGCACGGUCGCAAACACAGAGCAGACCAUCGAGAUACUUCGUUGGGGUUGUGUUUGGGUACGGCUAAUGUAUGAUUAUCAUGUCUCUGAGUAGUGGGGUCACUCCAAUGCGUGUAUGCAAAGCGUCAUGCCAUCUUUUUGAACGAGCUCGGUGCAAGUUGAGCUUCGUGGCUAGUAGGGGAGAGAAGACCAAAUGCGCAAAGAGAGUAAUAUUGCGCAAAGAGAAGAAUGUUGCUGCAAUAGGGAAUAACUGCUGCGGACCAUAAAUGGAACGGUGGCAUGAAGCAAACUAGCCGUACACACGUACGGGGCACGCAGUUGCGUGCAUACAUGGUCAGUAGAUGUAUGGUGCGCUGCUGACGCCGGGCAUCGCAUGUGGCAGGACUGUCACAGCCAGUCCUCUGCUGCUGUCCAUGGUAGGAGCGUGUCCACAAGCAAGAACGGUGCGAAAUUAGACGGCACCACGCACAACAGGAUGCCUGCAGUUAUGCGUUGAGCGUGCCGCGGCAACGUCGGGUGUAUUGGAAGGUGAAGUCGCAUUCUAGCACUUGUUUGGGGGAGUGAGGACGGUACGCUCGCGGUGGCAGCAGUUGAUUGGGACUACGCCUACAGCAGGCUACGCCAUUGCUGCUGGGCGAUCACCCACCCAGCCCGCUUUGCGUUUCCGUGCUUUGCUUCCUGUGUGUGAAUUGGACAUAAAUGCGCCAGGGGGCAAGGCACCUUGUAGAUCUGGUGCGUUUGUAGAUGGACAGCAUCCUGGGCAUCAAUUGCCGACGGCGCUGUGGGCUCGUUAUGAUCCUGGGUGUGAGCGUGCGUGGCUGCACGGUGUCUGUGGGUGUGGGGACAAUUCAACUCGAUCGAUGAUGUUCGCGCGCACGCGCGUGCAUUGCCGCGCGCAUUGUCCAAGGGUAUGCAUGGAAUUGGGAGAGACGGCAUUACCUUAUACGGUAGCAGCAGCGGGAGUUUCGACUGCGUUGCAGGCAACCGCGGAUUGGAUAAAUGGGAUGUACGGUAUGCUGGCAUACGGCAGAGUGGAUUGAGUGGAUCCUAUUUCUCAUGUACAUGCGGUGACGCGCGCUGCAGUUGAAGGCGCGCUUACAUGUGUUGUACGUAGCAUGCGGGCUGCAAAUCGGCCUCCCCCAGCCGCACACGAUGUAUGCCUAUGCGGGGGGUACCGAUACGGGCGGAGUCGACACACGUGAAGAUGAAGUGGAGAAGGACGACGAGCAACACUAAUCUGCCGCCAGGCCGGAAGCAAGGCGCCUUGAAUUGAAUCAGACCUACU
Molecule: messenger RNA, 6321 nt
Organism: Chlamydomonas reinhardtii
Lineage: Eukaryota; Viridiplantae; Chlorophyta; Chlorophyceae; Chlamydomonadales; Chlamydomonadaceae
Exons: 6
Coding region: 405-3638 (1077 amino acids)
Source: RefSeq, a predicted model, not a curated record